AGACGGCGCGGUCGAGCCGAGCGGCGGUGCAUGAAGCUACAGGAGGCGGCGCGUUGCCCUUUAUUGUCCUUACAGAAAGCCCUGAAAGGCUUCAUGCACCGUUUCCCCCCCACACACAUUUGUCUUAAUGGCGAAUACCGCGAAGAGCUUGCGUCCUUCCUUGAGAGUGGAACGCUUUUGAAGCGAGGGUGACGGAUUCCCAGUCUGGGCUGCAAACAGCGGCUACGACUGACGGACCAUCCCGCAGAGAACUGGACUGGAAGCAGAUCGAGAGCAGGGAGCGUCGCCAUGGUCGAACCAGCAGACAGGCCAUCUGCAGCCGGCCAGAGACUGGGCGCCGCCGAAAGCUUCGGGGUGUCCACCCUUGAGCCUGGCAUGCGUCCUCCUGUGCAACCACCAGGGCGAAAAGUCUCCAUCAGGGUGCAGAUGCUGGAUGACACGCAGGAAGUCUUCCAUAUAUCGCAACGCUCCCCUGGCAAAGUGCUGUUUGACCUUAUUUGCGUACAUCUCAACCUGGUGGAGGGAGAUUAUUUCGGGCUGGAGUACCAAGACCAACGCAAGAUGACAGUGUGGCUGGACCUGCUGAAGCCGACGCUGAAGCAGAUUCGACGGCCGAAGAACACCAUCCUUCGUUUUGUGGUGAAGUUCUUCCCUCCUGACCACACGCAACUCAUGGAGGAGCUGACUCAGUAUCUGUUUGCCCUGCAGAUCAAGCGCGACCUGGCCUGUGGUAAUCUUAUCUGUAACGACACCAGCGCCGCCCUAAUGGUCUCCCACAUCAUCCAGUCGGAGAUAGGAGACUUUGACGAGACCCAGAGCUGGCAGCACCUCCUCCACAAUAAGUACCUGCCCGACCAGGAUGCCAUCAGGGACAAGAUCACCGACUGCCACCGCAAGCAUGUGGGACAGACCCCCGCAGAGUCAGACUACCAGCUUCUGGAAAUCGCCCGGCGACUAGAGAUGUACGGCGUUCGUCAGCACCCGGCAAAAGACCGCGAGGGUACCAAACUGAGCCUGGCGGUGGCACACACUGGAGUUCUAGUGUUCCAGGGCUACACAAAAAUAAAUGCCUUUAACUGGUCCAAGAUUCGUAAACUAAGCUUCAAGCGCAAACGGUUUCUGAUCAAGCUGAGAGCUGAUCCCACUCAAAAUGACCACCAUGACACGCUGGAGUUCGCCAUGGCCAGCAGGGACUGCUGCAAGAUCUUCUGGAAGAUCUGUGUCGAGUAUCAUGCAUUUUUCAGGCUCUUUGAGGAGCCUAAGGCUAGACCCAAGCCCAUCCUCUUUACCAGAGGGUCUUCAUUCCGCUUUAGUGGACGAACCCAGAAGCAGAUCAUUGAUUAUGUAAAAGACUCCGAUCCAAAGAAAGUUCCGUUUGAAAGGAAGCACAGUAAGAUUGUCUCCAGUAGCAGCUUGCCCCAUCAGUCAUCUUCUUUCAGAUUGCAAGCGCCAAAGGAGAGCGGCAUGUCUAUGCCCAUAGAAGAUCGACCUGACUCCUCUAGACAAGUGGACUUGAACAGCACUCAAGAGUUGCCAGGGGCAACAUCCACCACCAACGGCUUCCGCGAUAUACCUGCCGGUCCUGGCUUAGAUGCAAGACAGAACCACAACGGUGCGGGCUCUGUGCCGAACCAGCAGUUUCUCAUCCCAGGAAGUCCUGCAGCGGAGGCUUCACCGCUGCACUCGGCGGUGAACGGAGCAGUCAAUGGCACCGUUGUUGGUGUGGUGGCCCCGAGUCAGCUCUCGCCACUCACCAGCCCACUGCUCGCCGACGCCGGAUAUGUUCGUAACGACGAGGAAGAAGAGGCCAGGAGGAAGAAGUUUCCCACAGACAAGGCCUACUUCAUCGCUAAGGAGCUGUUGACCACCGAGCGGACUUACCUCAAAGACCUGCAGGUCAUCACUGAGGUGUUCCAGAGUGUGGCGGAAAAAGACGAAGAAGCAUUCCCGGCCUCUGUCAGGACCCUAAUAUCGUCCAACUACGAUCCAGUCCACAAGUUCCACCAGGAGUUCCUGAAGGAGGUGGAGCAGAGACUGGCCCAGUGGGAGAGUCGAUCCAAUGCACACAUUAAAGGAGACUAUCAAAGAAUCGGUGACGUUCUGCUGAAGAACAUUCACGGUCUAAGGCAGCUGACGGCUCAUCUGCAGAAACAUUCCGAGUGCCUGGUGGAACUGGAACGAGUCUGUCGGUCGAGUCGCAAGGCGGAGACUUUGUGUCGAGAGCUGGAACAGCAAAGAGUGUGCUACCUCCCCCUCUACAUGUUCCUCCUGCGGCCGCUCCACCGCCUGCUGCACUACAAACUCAUCCUGGAAAGGCUCUGCAAACACUACCCGCCCACUCAUGAGGACUUCAGGGACUCCAGAGCUGCACUGGCGGACAUCACAGAGAUGGUGCUGCAGCUGCAAGGCACGAUGAUGAAGAUGGAGAACUUUCAGAAGCUUCUGGAGCUAAAGAAGGACCUAACAGGCAUUGACAACCUGGCCAUCCCUGGAAGGGAGUUCAUCAGGCUCGGAUGCCUCAGCAAGCUCUCCGGGAAAGGCCUGCAGCAGAGAAUGUUCUUCCUGUUCAGCGAUUCCUUGGUGUACACAAGUCGGGGGAUGACACCGUCCAACCAGUUCAAAGUCCACGGCCAGCUUCCCCUCUAUGGCAUGACGAUUAGAGAAAGUGAAGAAGAGUGGGGCGUCCCUCAUUCCUUCACGCUGUUUGGACAGCGGCAGUCAAUGGUGGUGGCAGCCAGCUGUGCAGCCGAGAUGGAGCAGUGGCUGGAGGACAUCAGGAUGGCGAUUGACCUGGCAGAGCAGACCAACGAGCCUCACAUGGACCUGCUGUCUACCAGCCCCUCUGAGAACAAGCUGCUGGAGGAUAUCGGGGCCGAGCACGAGUCAGAGGAGGAGCAGUGCGGCUCGCGUUCGUCUCUGGAGCGCCAAGCUCAACGUGGUAACACCACAGUGCACGUCUGCUGGCAUCGCAACACCAGCGUCUCCAUGGUGGACUUCAGUAUUGCAGUGGAGAACCAGCUGUCAGGAAACCUGCUGAGGAAGUUCAAGAACAGUAAUGGCUGGCAGAAACUCUGGGUGGUCUUCACCAACUUCAGCCUCUUUUUCUACAAGUCACACCAGGACGACUACCCUCUGGCCAGCCUUCCUUUGCUGGGCUACUCUGUCACCAUCCCAUCUGAGUGCGAAAACAUCCACAAAGACUACGUCUUCAAACUCCACUUCAAGUCCCACGUCUACUACUUCAGAUCGGAGAGCGAGUACACGUUCGAAAGGUGGAUGGAGGUAAUCCGCAGCGCCACCUGCUCGGCCAGCCGCACCCUGCCAAGCUCCAGGAAAGACCUUUAUUGAUGGAGAUUGGCUUGGGUGAAGCUUCCCACCAAAGAGACUAAAAAUAGACACCAGAUCAUGACACAUUGCUGGUGUUUAGUUGAACACUAUUUAAUAUGUGAAUAGUCCACACACACACACACACACACACACACACAUACACACACACACACACACACACACACACACACACA
Molecule: messenger RNA, 3521 nt
Organism: Entelurus aequoreus (snake pipefish)
Lineage: Eukaryota; Metazoa; Chordata; Actinopteri; Syngnathiformes; Syngnathidae
Product: FERM, ARHGEF and pleckstrin domain-containing protein 1-like
Exons: 28
Coding region: 289-3348 (1019 amino acids)
Cellular component (GO): cytoskeleton
Molecular function (GO): cytoskeletal protein binding; guanyl-nucleotide exchange factor activity
Source: RefSeq, a predicted model, not a curated record